CAGCAGCAAAACAAUGGUAAACCCGCUAGGGCCACACCACUCUUCUUCUUCUUCUUCUUCCUCCACCUCUCGAUCGGGCCAGCGUCCCGCCUCGGGAUUUGCUAGGCUGCUCUGGACGAACUCCUCCUCCUCCUCCUCCUCUGCUCGCGCGCCCGUGGAAAAAUGCCGCCUCCGCCUCCCCGCCUGCUGCUCUACUUAUACCCACCACUCGCCCUCCCGCCUAGCUAGGAGCAUGUCGGCCAGCGCCAUGGAGGACCUCCGCCCCAAGAGCAUGGCGUGCGCCGGGGUCGGGGGCGAUACGUCGUCGUCGUCGUCGUCAUCGGCCAGCGCCGCGGCGUCCAGGAUCAUCGCGCAGUGGGCGGCGCGGCGCCGGCAGGCCUGCGAGCAGAUGGUGCUCGGCGGGCUCGACCGCCGGGACCGCGACUCGGAGCUCAUGGCACUCGCGCGCCUCCACGCCGUCUCCACCAUGCUCGACGCCUCCUCCUUCCUCCGCGCCCGCGCCGACGCCGCGGACGACGACGACGACGGGAGGCGUGCGCGGUCGCCGGAGCGCGCGCUCGUGCGGCGGAUCGCGCGGGAGUGGACCGCCUCCGCGCCCGCGCAGCAGCCGCGGGGCGCCCCGCGCGGAGGCGACGGCGUCGGCGUCGGCGGAGGCGAGGAGUGGCUGGGCGAGACGGAGCGCGAGCGCGUGCGGACGGUGCGGGAGCGCGUCCGCCGGGCCAGCCAGGGCGGCGACGGCGUGGACGGCCGCGCGCCGGGGCUCCGCGGGCGGCAGGCGCGCGCGCCGAGCGCGGCCAGGCGCAUGUCUAUGGAGCGGCUGCGUGAGCUCCAGGGCCUCUCGGAGCACCGCGCCGUGUCCUCCUUCGCCCACCGCGGCCGCAUCCAGUCCAUUCUGCGAGGCAGAAUCUCUCGCGGCGGAAGGCCUGCGCAGGACGGCGGGCCGAUUUCUACGGCGGCGGCCGGAGAAGCAGGACAGAUUACACAGAGUCAUCCUGCCUCUGGAGCAGAAAACAUUGCCAGUGAUCAAGUCGUUCGUGACCAUGUCCAUGACAUGGAGAAUGCCUCUGCCAGCCAUGAGAUCCAGACGCUUCAGUCGUCAACACAAGAUCAAUCCGCCAACGUACCGAACACUAGGGAUGCUCUGGAGAAUGGCCAGCUUGAUCAGGAACAAGGCAUGCACGGGUACCAGGAGUACUCGUCGGACUCGGGGACCUCGGAGCAGAGCGGCGAGCAGUCCGGCUCUUCCUCCUCCGACGGCAACGGCAGCGCGCGGCAGGAAGCCAUAGCUUACGUGCAGCCUCCACCCAGUGUGCAGUGGCCAGGGGAGACAUCGGGAUCGGGUGCCAGUGGCCAGGAAGUAGAGGAGGAGGAGGAGGAGGAGGAGGAGGAGGAAUGGCAUGUCAUUGAUAACCCAGAAGCAGCCGAAGCACAGCAAUGGCGGCCGGAAGAUAUAGGCGGCUUCGCUCGGCAUAACCGUCUCCAGGAAGACGCGCUCUAUGGAAUGUACAGGGCGGAGCUCAGAGAACUCCUAAGCAGGCGCAGCGUCUCCAAUCUUCUCAGCAGCGGCUUCCGCGAGAGCCUGGACCAGCUCGUGCACUCAUACGCUCAGAGGCAGGAGCAUGAUCCUCCGGCUCCACUCAACAAUGGACCAGAUCGGGCCGGGGACGCCGCCGCAGCCGCGCAGCCUCCCGCCGGCCAAAGGCAGCAGCGGCGCUGGCGGAUGGUGCCGCCUCGUCGUGACUGGAGCCGGCAACCCGUGCACCGCCCAGAUGAACUUGAAGUUGAUGAGGCCAUCCACGACCUGCGGGACGACAUGGCCGUGCUCCAGCGCGGGAUGGCCAGCACGCAGCAGAUGCUGCAGGCGUGCAUGGAGAUGCAGGUCGAGCUGCAGAGGUCCAUCCGGCAGGAGGUCGCCUCUGCCAUGCACCGCUCUCUGUCUGUCCAUGGGACAGUUAGAUGGUAUGAUGAUGGAUCACAGUGGGAGCUGGUGAGGAAAGGGACCUGCUGCAUCUGCUGCGACAGCCAGAUCGACUCGCUUCUCUACAGGUGUGGGCACAUGUGCACCUGCUCAAAGUGCGCCCGCGAGCUGCUCCGCGGGGCCGGCAAGUGCCCGCUGUGCCGCGCGCCCAUCGUCGAGGUCGUCCGGGCUUACAGCAUAAUCUGACAGAUCUUUACAACAGAAGAAAAACAAACAUAAGCUGUCUACUAGAGGAGAGGAGUGGUUCUUAGGCUGACUGGACGGAGGGUUUAUGUUCUGACGGCAGGAGUUGUCUGUGUACUCGCUAGGGGUUUUGCUAGUUUCUGAAACUAGUGUUGAAUUUAUCUAUUUGUUUUCUGUGGCCUCCAUUACCAUGCCGAUGUGCCAUCAUACAAACUUUUAAUCCAAUAGCCUUGUAAUGCAAUAAGUUAUCAAAGAGAUUAUUUGCUGGAAAUAAAAAAUUAGGUCUGCCA
Molecule: messenger RNA, 2451 nt
Organism: Triticum urartu
Lineage: Eukaryota; Viridiplantae; Streptophyta; Magnoliopsida; Poales; Poaceae
Source: RefSeq, a predicted model, not a curated record